AUGUUCACAUUCAAUCAGAGAAUAAUACACUCCGAUGUAGAUGUUACAGAACAUCCUUUUGCUCUCCCAAAUAUACCUCUCAUUAAAAUUACAGCUAAAGAUCCAUCUCAAACUGUUAAAAUUCAAUUUGUAAAACUGACACCACCAGAUACACCAGUUUUGAAUGAAACCGAAACCGUUAUUGUAUCUCAAAGAAAUGUCACAUUAUUCUCAACAAUGACUUCUUCAAAUGAACAAUAUCUUAAUUAUAUUGUAUACAAUUUACCACAAACAAAUGAUUCGGCACCAUCUAAUAAUUAUUUCAGGAACUAUACAUGCAAUCAAAUUAUUUCAUUUUUACCAAAUAUGGUCUAUCUCAAACCUAAAUUCAGUACAAGUGCUUUCAAUUGUACAGUAGAUAGAUUUGGAAAUCUCAAUUAUGUAUAUUCAGUUCCACUUAGCCCAUCAUUUAAAUAUGAUGGAAUUAUAUCAGAUAUGUUAACCCUGACAAAAACUCUAAUUCCUGGUCAAGAAGAAAAAGAAUAUUUGUUUGAAAAAGAUAAGGCUUAUGUUAUUCCAUCAGAAGUCGGAGUUUAUACCAAAGAAAAACUUGAAAAUUACACACAAGAAAAUAAACCAAAUGAAGUUCAUUUUGAUCCACCAAAGUUUAACAUAGAAGAACCAUGUUCACUUAGAUUUGAUCAAUUCUAUGAAUAUGAUAUAACAGAUAAAUACAUGCGCCUUCCUUAUGCAGCAUCAAAGAUAUUCACUCUUGGUCCUAAUGUAUACAAAUGUCUCUACGGAAACUACAUCUUAGAAUCCAAAGACGAAUUCACUGCAUUAAUUACUACAUAUGCUCGUGAUGAAACAAAAGGAAUUAUAGUAAAGAAUGUCACAAAAGUUGAUAAUCCUUUCAUGAUUUCUGAUAACGAUUUAAUCUUUUCUGAACAAAAAUCAAUCAAAUUAAUAUGCAAGGAUCAAUCUAAGGAAUGUAAGAUACAAAUUGUAUCAUUUAAGCCACCAUCAAAUAUAACAAAUACUGAAGAAGUUGUUACAUCUGUUUUCACAACGAAAUCUAAUGCAGAUUUCGGAUUUGAAAUUAAAUAUGGAGACGUAAACAGUUUCUACACAUUUACAGUUCAUAGUCCAGUUCCUGUUGAAGUUUCACGACUUGCUAGUAAUGAUGAAGCAGUUGCAUUUAUGACAAACAAAGAUGGAAGUGCAACAAAUAAAAUCAUUGGUAAUGAUGUUACAUUAUUCUACACUACACAAAUUGUUUGUUCUCUUUGUGAUAAUCCAUCAGGCAAAACAAGUUCUAAAGCAUCAACCUACAAUGUAAAUCUUACUAUUCGUGAAACAGCAACUAGUUCAGAAGAUGUCGAAGCAGAAGAUGAUUUGUUUGAGAAAGAUCAAACAUAUGCAUUUCCAUAUGAAGGCGGUGUUUACAGCAAAGAAGAAAUUGUUGAAUAUACUAAAAAGAAUGGAAUUAAAGCACGUGAAAUAGAAGUAAAAUCUAAUAAUGGAUCCACUGUUGGAAUCAUUGUAGGAAUUGUUAUUGCAAUAGUUAUUAUUGCUGCCAUUGUUGUAAUAGUAAUAAUCGUAAUUAAGAGAAAGAAAUCUAAGGAACAAUCAAAUAUGUGCGAACUUGAAAAUUGUUCCAGUAGCCAUAAAGAUACAAAUAAAAAUAAAAAGGAUGAAGAGUUAAGUGAAUCAAGCAAAAAUAAAAAGGAUGAAGAGUUAAGUGAAUCAAGCAAAAAUAAAAAGGAUGAAGAGUUAAGUGAAUCAAGCAAAAAUAAAAAGGAUGAAGAGUUAAGUGAAUCAAGCAAAAAUAAAAAAGAUGAAGAGUUAAGUGAAUCAAGUAAACAUAAACACUCAAAGAAGCAUAAAAAGAAUAAGGAUUUAAGUGAUUACAGUAGGCACAAAUAUUCAAGUGAUGAAGGGAGCAAAAGCUAUUCAGUUUCAGAAAGAAUUUAUUCAGACUCCGAAAAAAUCUACUCUGACUGA
This is a messenger RNA of Trichomonas vaginalis G3, 1983 nucleotides long. RefSeq names its product glycoprotein 38 family. The transcript has a single exon. Lineage: Eukaryota; Parabasalia; Trichomonadida; Trichomonadidae. The coding region runs from base 1 to 1983 and encodes 660 amino acids. The record is from RefSeq and is a predicted model, not a curated record.